AGCAGGGUUUGAAACCCUGUACCCUUCCAGGUCGAAAAACCAUAUGACCUCGGCUGGGGAUGUGGAGAGCGAGUUGUGCACCCCAGCAGAGGUGGAAGUGAGAGGAAGGCCUACCGACGUCAGCUCAGGCUCGCUUAUCAGUGGAUCGAGAGGGAGGCAUUUCGUGGUGGAGGACGGGAAAUAGAUAGAUAUACAAGGCCGCAUCGCAUCGCACAGGUGGGCAGGCGAAAAUGGAAAAGAAUCCAUCCACAAGUGCCCUGCCCUCUGCCCGUGUGUUGUUGCUCUGGUAGGCACUCGUGCAUUUCAUCCAUCACAUGGCGUUGAGAUGGCAUUGACCCAUCCCGGCCUCUUGCCAUGAAUGACGGCAACUUCCAAAUCAGCCAAUGCGACGUCGACGCGGCCAUCGCCAAGGUGGCCAUCGCGACACUCUCGUCACCGCAUCAGCCGUCCGAUGACGCCUUUACCCAUGGCCUCAGCAUACUCGGAAGGGCAGCUCAGGGCGCGUUGGUGGCUGUACGAGAGGGAGAGGUGCAAAGUUGGGUUAGGGAGCUGUUAGAGCGGCUUUGCAACGAUCGGCUGCUGCAGCGUGUGCACGCCGCCUUCAUCAAUGCCGGCAACAGGGCAUGCCAAGAGUCGGCGGCCAAGGUGCUGCGCCUUCUGGGCGACCAGUUAUCGUCCGUAGAGAUCAAAAGGUCUCUCAUCUCGGCUGUCGGUGGCUCGCCCCAAACCUUCAUCAGCUCGCUUGCCCCAGUGUUGGACAAUACCAACCUGGAACGGCCCGCAAGCAACACGGUGGAGUGGGUAGCCUUCUAUCUGCUGUUUCACAUCCUGCUCAACGGCCGGGAGGAGGGCAAUCGUGUCGACUAUCUCGAUCAUUUGGUGCAGCAGCACCCCGCCAUCCUCGAGAAGGCCAUCGAGUGCCUGGAGAAGGCCCCAGAGACCGUGACUCGCAGCAUGAUGCCGUUUUUCUUCCUGCGGGCGGCGUUCGACACGGAACCGGGACAGUUCCCCCCCUUCCCAUGGGCUCCCCUACCGCCCUUUGUGUUUGUCGGUUGUUUCCGGGCGGCAGUACGCAUCAUGGCACACGAGAGGAAGGAUAUUCGGGACACAUAGUAAGCAAGCAAUCAAUCGCACACAGACAGACAGGCAGGGAGUGCUGCGAUGGAUGCUGCUGUUCGUUCUUCUUUGUUCCUUCAGCGAUAGUACGGCUAAAGACCUCCGAUCGCUCAUCCACUGCGGGCACAUUCGCCACUUGGCCAAUGGAGGUGGUCAGGCCCGGCACACAAACAUGGUACUUGUGCGGCUAAUGUCCUGCACGCGCCCUUUCAGGGUCGGAUGCUGACCGCGCUGAGUGUCUGAAGGCGCUGCAGGAGCACAUUUACCCCCUGGUAGAUGUCAAGCAAGACAGACACCGCACAGCACAAACACAUGUCUGUCUUGGCUAAUGUGGCCAGAUCGACACACUGGCCGCCACGCUGACGUCUCCUGACGCAGACGAGGGAAUGCGCCGCGGUGCCGCCCUGUGUGUGGAGGACAUCUUCGAGUUCUGCCAGAUGUUCACGACGGCGACAGGCCUAGGUACGUACACGAUACACCCCCACGUGGGGCGGGGCGCCUGAGUGUGUUGGAUCACUCUGCAGGGGUCGAUUACAUUUCUUCUCUGCCUGACGGGCCCGCCCAGCGUUUGAUGAGAGUUCCGAAGGCGAUGGAGACCUACACCGCUGCGCGUACGGACGACAAGCGGGAUCGCGUCAUCUUAUUAAGUGUCCCACUUAUGCUGGCCGGUGACCAAUCACAACAGAGAGGCAGCGGAGAGAGGCUGUUGCGUUGUGCUGUGCACACUGUCUACUCCCUGCCUGCAGUGUGCGGCUUUCGUGCCGAGGUGUAUCGCGCUGGAUGGAUCUCGAUCAUGUCGCAGCUGCCCUCCCUCAUCAGCACGGAAUCGCAAGACAGUCUGGUCGACUUCGCUGACACGCUUGUGUCGAUCGUCGGUCCGGCCACAGACCUCACUGACGAACGGGCAAGGGUUAGUCGCGCAAGCAAGCAGGCAGACAGGCCGGCAGGGAGGAGGGCCAUGUAUGUGUGUAUGCUGCAGAUCGCUGUGCGUGAGGGUCUCCCCGUAGCUCUGUGUGAGAUGAUCCUCGAGCUGAAGCGCGCCCAGGUCGACCAGCAGAAGGUGGACAGAUUCGAAGAAUUUGCCGUCGGCACUCUGAGUGCUCUCGUCAGGUCACACACUCACUCAGUCACACACACACACACAGACCUGCCCGAUCCACAAAACUCACUCCACCCUCUGUCUGUCUGUCUGUCUGUCGGUGCAGCUAUGGCGAUCACGUGAGCAGCCGAGGGGGCAAAUCCCGUCCCAACUCCGUCACCCAGGCCAUCCUCCAGCACGAGUCGGUCAAGGCCAUGCGCGCGGCCGGGCGGCAGCCAGGGCGACGCAAGGGACAGCAGCAGCUGAUAGUGCCCAAGGAGGUGUCACACAUAAGAUGACACACACACAUGGCUGCUGACAGGGGGCACAUGGACUGCAUGUUGUCUUUUUUUGUAGUUGUUGGAGUUCUUUGACCUGAUAGAGCGUGCGGCCAACGAGCUGGCCGACUCACUCCUGGCGGCAGAGCUGGCAGAUGACCACAUAGAUGAGGGCAAGAAGGACACCAACACCAGCAGCAGCAGCGGCAGUAGGGGCGGCAAGAAGCGAUCGAAGGGCAAGAGGGGCGGCAGGGGGGCCAACGGCACCAAGACGAUCGACAUCAACGAAAUGGAAGCAUCCUCCAGGUGGGUGAGGUGGACAGACGGGAGAAGAGGCCGGCCAUCCAUAUGGACCGCUGAUGAUGUGUGUGUGUCUGGUGGUCUACUCGCAGUGUUGGCGCUGACAACAUAGACGUGGACCCCCUGAAGCAUGACCACGAGGAGGACACAGAAGACCACCAUGACCUGCCCGACCCCCCCACCCCCUCACCCCCGUCCCCUCCCCGACCCUCAUGCUCAUUCUCGUCUUUAUCGGCGGCUGUAGCUGCCGGCAGUUGGCAGCAGGUGGGGGCGGGUGAUGGUGGUGGUGUCGAGGGCGGCGGCUUCGUCACGGUCGGUCGUAGGAAGAGAGGCAAGGGAACCACCAAGCCGCCACAGGGCGGCCAUGCACAGCAGCAGACGGACAAAACCGACAAACCACACGACAGGUACAAGCAACAAGACCAACCGUUUCUAUUGUCUGUCUACUCGUGUCCUGUGUGAGUGUGUUCAUUCAGCUCUAACACAUCAGUGCUGCCCUCUUCGUCCGAGUCGACUCGCCCCUCCUCAUCCCACUCGUCGGUGCGUGACGACCCCGGCAAUGCUUCGCCCCUCCCCUUCACCCUGCCGCCCCGCACAUCCCGCCCUGCACCUCCAGUACCAUCCCACAUGGCCGGCAAUGGUGCAUCGGGCGGCUAUGGCGAUGCUCCAGUGUCUCGUGGGGCGGGUCGCGGCCUCGGGGUGCUCAUCAGGCCGCCACCGCACGAGAUGCAGCAGCCGUCAUUCCCUGUUGCCAACGUGGCAGCCCCCACUGCAUCGUCGGCCGCCAGUGCAUCACCUGUCGCCAUUGCAACAGUUGUCGCAUCGUCAUCAUCCAGCGGUGUUGGCUCCGAGGGGCAUGGCUUUGCCCCGUUGGCAGGCAUUAGUAGCGGUAGCAGUAGCAGUUUGCAGAGGGCGGCGGACGACGAGGGCUGCGGUGGUCAGGGCAGGUACACAUUUACUUACGCACAGGGAAGCCAAGGAAAACGGGCACACAGACGACAGCCAGCCUUGGCCGCACCUGUCUGUCUGUCUGUCUGUCUGCAGGUGUGAUGGUGAGGAGGUGAGUGAGGUGGAGGCGCUGCGGCAGCAGCUCGAGGCCAUGCGGAUGGAGAAGGAGGCCAUACUCAAGGAGAAGGAUGACAUCAAGCGGGAGAAGGACAGGCACGUGAUCCGAUCAACACGCACAUGAGAGAUGGUCGCCGAACGGAUGGCUUCUGUGUGUGUGCAGGCUGGAGGAGAGCACUGAGUGCGACAUCUGCAUGGCUGACAAGAGAUGCAUCGUGUUGGUGCCCUGCCGCCAUUUCUGUCUGUGCGGCACUUGUGCGGCCACCCUCAUGAGCCGCCCCGUAGACCAGCGGCUGUGUCCCAGCUGCAGACAGAAAAUCACUGCCACAAAACACGUCUACACAUGAGAGAGAGAGAGUGAGG
Vitrella brassicaformis is the source of this 4200-nucleotide messenger RNA. The record is from the annotation of a GenBank genome assembly. Lineage: Eukaryota; Vitrellaceae.